AAUACUGGGUGGGGCCUUGCCAGUAGUUGGGCAUUUCCUUUCGGAUCAUCGUAGUCGGACUGGCAUUUAAAUCCACUGCAGUGACGAAGCCGGGGAAGCAAGUGGUCGUACAAGAUUCCACACAGCAGUAGGAAUAGACGCAACAUUAUAGCUGUAUUACUGUUUCUUUUAUUUGACUCGAAAAGGUCUAGACUAUUAUUUUGAAGCUUCAACCGCGUCAGUAUUCAAAUGUAAGACGAGCUCUCAAUUUGACAUCUUGAUACGUGCAUUAUUUUUGGGACUCUAAAGCUUUAAUUAAAAUCGUACUUGGUAGCUAUGAUAUGAAAAUGUGCAUGUAAUUUUUUUUUUAUCGCUAAACAUUUCUAUUGAAUAAGCACGCUUUUAGUCGUCUGAAUGCAUCUUUGUCUCGUGGUUGGCCUGUAAAGACUUGCGAAAUCGCUUUCCUUUGAAGGAUGUCUGAAUAAUGUUUUUUUAUAAGGAAAAACAAACCAUCUGCUAAACCAAAAGCAAAAAAUUCCCACAAAUUAUUAGAACAAUAGCAUAGAAAUUGAAAAGGCGACAAUAGAGAUCUCUAUAGAGUAUAAGGUUGUCCAUUAUCGAAUUGCAUCAUGUUCAGCUGGUUGGGUACCGAUGACAGGAGGAAGAAGGAUCCUGAGGUCUUUCAGACAGUCAGCGAUGGCCUCAAGAAGCUCUACAAAACCAAGCUGUUGCCCUUGGAAGAACACUACAAAUUCCACGAGUUCCACUCGCCCGCCUUAGAGGAUGCUGACUUUGACAACAAACCCAUGGUUCUCCUUGUGGGGCAGUAUUCCACUGGAAAGACCAGCUUUAUACGAUAUUUGCUGGAGCAGGAUUUCCCAGGGAUGCGGAUUGGCCCGGAGCCUACCACAGACUCCUUUAUUGCGGUGAUGCAUGGAGACGUGGAGGGACUGAUUCCGGGCAACGCCCUGGUGGUCGACCCCAAGAAACCCUUCAGGAAGCUCAACGCCUUCGGAAAUGCUUUUCUCAACAGGUUUGUCUGUGCCCAGCUGCCCAACCCUGUUCUGGAGAGCAUCAGUGUGAUAGACACUCCUGGGAUCCUGUCUGGAGAGAAGCAGAGGAUCAGCAGAGGUUACGACUUCGCUGCUGUGCUCGAGUGGUUCGCAGAGCGCGUGGACCGCAUCAUCCUCCUAUUCGACGCCCACAAGUUGGAUAUCUCGGACGAGUUCUCGGAGGUCAUCAAGGCCCUGAAGAACCACGAGGACAAGAUCCGAGUGGUUCUGAACAAGGCGGACCAGAUCGAGACCCAGCAGCUGAUGAGGGUCUACGGCGCCCUCAUGUGGUCUCUGGGGAAGAUUGUCAACACGCCUGAGGUGAUCCGUGUCUAUAUCGGGUCGUUCUGGUCGCACCCCCUGCUCAUCCCCGACAACCGUAAGUUGUUUGAGGCCGAGGAGCAGGACCUGUUUAAGGAUAUUCAGUCGCUGCCACGCAACGCAGCCCUCAGGAAGCUCAAUGACCUCAUCAAGAGGGCACGUCUUGCCAAGGUCCAUGCCUACAUCAUCAGCUCUCUUAAGAAGGAGAUGCCCAGUGUGUUUGGAAAGGAAGGCAAGAAGAAGGAGCUAAUUAAUAGUCUGGGAGAGAUCUACAGCCGCAUCGAGAGAGAACACCAGAUCUCCCCUGGAGAUUUCCCCAACCUCAAGAAGAUGCAGGAGCAACUGAACGCACACGACUUGAACAAGUUCCAGCCCCUGAAGAUGAAGCUGCUGGACGCGGUGGACGACAUGCUGGCCCACGACAUAGCCGGGCUCAUGGUUCUGGUCAGGCAGGAGGAGACCAACCGGCCACAAAAGGUGGUGAAGGGAGGGGCUUUUGACGGCACACUGAACGGGCCAUUUGGCCACGGCUAUGGGGAGGGAGCCGGUGAGGGCAUCGAUGAGGCCGAGUGGGUGGUGGCCCGCGACAAGCCCAUGUACGACGAGAUCUUCUACACACUGUCACCGGUCAACGGAAAGGUGACAGGUGCCAAUGCCAAGAAGGAGAUGGUGAAGUCCAAGUUGCCAAACACGGUGCUGGGAAAGAUCUGGAAGCUGGCCGACAUCGAUAAGGACGGGAUGCUCGACGACGAGGAGUUUGCCCUGGCCAAUCACCUGAUCAAAGUCAAACUUGAAGGGCAUGAGCUCCCCGCCGACCUGCCCGGUCAUCUCAUCCCCCCCUCCAAGAGGAAAGUCCCUGCUGAGUAGACCCUCACGCCCCCUCACUCUCCCAGGGCACUGAAGGAGAGUGUGGGUGGAGGCUCAACAGGGCUGCAGGGGGGGGGGUCAAUUCAUCGAGGUGGGACAACCACACCUCAACUGGAAACAAGGAAAAUCAGCAACUCUGCGGUCAUGCUCAGUGGGAAUUAAAGGACUGCGAUUAAAUUAAAGGACCUGCUCAUUAAAUCUGUGUAUUCUUUUUUUAUUGAACUGUGGUUACGUGGGGUUGAAGUGGUGGUUCAGAGUCAGGGCUGUCAUGGGACUCUAGUGUGCCGCCUGCAUGUCAUCAUAUUGUACACCUUCAGGGAGCCGAUUGUUUGGGAUUAUUCAGUGCGCUGCAUUGUCACUGGACACACAAACACUGAUUUGUGUUCCGAUUAUUUUCUUUCUUUGAGCCUAAAUUGUAGCAUACUUCAUAUCUCCCUAGACGGAUAAUGGGCAUGUUUCAAAAAGGAUUAAACUAAUACCGAUCUUAAUAAAACCUAAUAAGACUUCAAAAUUAAAUAAUGUCCAAUGUGAACCCUUUUUUAUAAAUAGCUAGUCUAAACAUGUUUUAUCUUCUCGUGAACAGGCAGCAUCGUAACACAUGCGCGCCCUUCAUAGCCUGACCAAGAGACUGUUACAAAUGUAUAGCUGUCAUGUGGGAAACCUGAGCGUUGGUGAACCUUUAAAUGUACAAUUAUUGAAAAUGCCUUCUAGUAACUAGUGUCUCUGUCAAACCUCUAUGGUAAUAUCUGUAUAACCUAUUAUUAACAUGCUUGUGGAAUUCUAAUCACUUUUGAGGGAGUGAGAUACUUUUCCUAGACUAGGAGGUGAGCGGACGUUGAAGAUGACGUGGGUGUUCUGCUCCAUUUCCAAAGAGACAUAGAAGACACACAAAUAAUCCCUUAUUUAUCUGUAGUCAUAGGACGCAUAACCCAUUGAAAAAGCAACGUUUUGAAUCAGCACUCGCAUUCAGUUACCUUAGACCCUCAGUAGAUGGCACACAUUCCUGUAAUUAUCUUGUGACCUCCAACCUAGUGUACUGGAUUUCACAGAGAAGGUUCUGUAUUCUAUGAUCUCCUUGUAGUUUGAGACCAUUUCUUGAUAUUCUCCACCAUGAAGAAUGUGAAAACAUAAUCCCAAUACCUUAUGAACCUGAUUGGUCUACAAGAGGUAAGAAAUGUAUGGUUAUUGAAUAAAGAAAGAGGCCCCUAAUUGCAGGUCCAUGUUUCAGUUAUACCUACACUGUUAUAUUUGGGAUUAUGCUGGUGAAACAUCUUUGUGGAGACUUACAUGUUUACAGACUACAUAGCACACAUGAUGUAACAUAGCCUCUUCACUGACAUGCACACCAGUGGUAGAUUUCUUUCUGAUAUCAAAGACUGAUCUGACUGAUACUCGCUUUGCUUCUCUCCUGCUGUGUAGUCAUCUGCUAUGUAUCCUGUUGUCAUCCGUUUGAGUGGAUCUUGCAAAUGAUAUGGUAACCAAUAAAGGUGACUCUGACUGCG
Esox lucius (northern pike) is the source of this 3721-nucleotide messenger RNA. It is a transcript of the gene ehd3, whose product is annotated as EH-domain containing 3. Gene Ontology annotation, cellular component: plasma membrane; cytoplasm. Bases 609 to 2219 code for a protein of 536 amino acids. The record is from RefSeq and is a predicted model, not a curated record. Gene Ontology annotation, molecular function: protein binding; calcium ion binding; GTP binding. Gene Ontology annotation, biological process: endocytosis; endosomal transport. The transcript is spliced from 6 exons. NCBI's taxonomy places the organism in Eukaryota, Metazoa, Chordata, Actinopteri, Esociformes, Esocidae.